This is a messenger RNA of Diabrotica virgifera virgifera (western corn rootworm), 746 nucleotides long. RefSeq lists its product as uncharacterized. The record is from RefSeq and is a predicted model, not a curated record. Bases 243 to 719 code for a protein of 158 amino acids. NCBI's taxonomy places the organism in Eukaryota, Metazoa, Arthropoda, Insecta, Coleoptera, Chrysomelidae. The transcript has 2 exons.
UUUUCCACCAGAGAGACAGUUUUUAGAAACACAAACAGAAACUUUUUGAACGAAAAAAAACAAAAACAAAACUGAAACAAUCCCAAAACUCUUGUUUCCAUUUAGCGGACUUCAUUUUGUUCGAGUUUUGUUUUUGUUUUCGGUCCUUUUCCACCGGAAAACAAAAACAAAACACAAACUCGUGUCGACAACAACAUUUGUUGUCGCGAGGAAGUCAAAGCAGUUUUUCUUUAAUUAAAACAAUGUUUUUUUCUCAAGAAGAUUUUUUUAUUCUUAGUUGUGGAUGGUUAAUAUUGAAGUCAUUGGAAAAAAAGAGAAGAAGAAAACGCAAACACAGAUAUUGGGUUCGAUCACUUUUAUCUAGAAGAGUGAACGAUGGUGCUGCACAAUUGAUGAACGACAUCCAAAAUGAUGACUUUGGGUUGCAUGGGGAACUGCGCUCAUCUUUUCAUAAUUUUGUGAGAAUGUCUUCCUCUGAUUUUGAAGAACUAAUUACAUUAAUUGGAGGAAAAAUUGCCAAGUUAAAUACAAACUUCAGAGAUUCAAUUUCUAUUAAAGAUCGAUUAGCAGUAACACUGAGGUUCCUUGCAAGUGGGGACAGUUAUCAAAGCUUAAUGUACUUAUGUAAAAUAUCUGUUCCCUCCAUAUCACGAAUUAUACCAGAAGUGUGUGAUGCCCUAAAUGAAGUUCUUAAUGAUUACAUAAAGGUAAGCAAUUAAAAAUACUAUAUAUUUUAUUUAUUUCUG